Phodopus roborovskii (desert hamster) is the source of this 492-nucleotide messenger RNA. Its product is annotated as serine/arginine-rich splicing factor 3-like. Gene Ontology annotation, cellular component: nuclear speck. Gene Ontology annotation, molecular function: RNA binding. The transcript has a single exon. The record is from RefSeq and is a predicted model, not a curated record. Bases 31 to 492 code for a protein of 153 amino acids. NCBI's taxonomy places the organism in Eukaryota, Metazoa, Chordata, Mammalia, Rodentia, Cricetidae. Gene Ontology annotation, biological process: mRNA splicing, via spliceosome.
AGCCUCGGUGUUUGAACCUAGGAUCUCGAAAUGCAUCGUGAUUCCUGUCCACUAGCUUGUAAGGUGUAUGUAGGUAAUCUUGGAAACAAUGGGAACAAGACUGAACUAGAACGGGCUUUUGGCUAUUAUGGACCACUUCAAAGUGUGUGGGUUGCUCGGAACCCUCCUGGCUUUGCUUUCGUUGAAUUUGAGGAUCCCCGGGAUGCCGCUGAUGCUGUCCAAGAGCUGGAUGGAAGAACACUGCGUGGCUGCCCUGUGAGAGUGGAACUGUCAAAUGGUGAAAAAAGAAGUCGCAAUCGUGGCCCGCCGCCCUCUUGGGGAGAUGACUACCGAAGGAGGAGUCCUCUACCUCGGCGAAGAUCUCCAAGAAGAAGAAGCUUCUCUCGAAGCCAGAGCAGGUUGCUUUCUAGAGAUAGGAGAAGAGAAAGGUCUCUGUCUCGGGAGAGAAACCACAAGCCAUCUCGGUCCUUCUCUAGGUCUCAUUGCCGAUGA